AUGCUGGCCUGUCUGCCAGGGCCAGGUGACCUCCCCCUCCAACUUCUCCCCCACACGCAGAUGAACACUGGACUUCAGAAAUGGGACACCACACAAAGGAUGAGAUCUACUCCGUUUCCGACCCCUUCAGAAUUGGAUGCAUAUGCUAAGAAGGUGGCCAAUAACCCUCUCACCAUCAAGAUCUUCCCCAACAGCAUCAAAGUCCCUCAGCGCAACCAUGUCCGGCGUACAGUCAAUGGGCUGGACACAUCAGGCCAGCGCUACAGUCCCUACCCCUCCACUCAACCCAGUGCCAAGACCGGCCUCCUCGCCAUUGUCAAGGGACCUCCAGUCAAAGGGAUCGUCAAAGAUUACGAUGGCAGCCGCACUCGCCUGCACCCUGACAUCAACAUGAAUGCUCACAUUGGAUCAUACCAAGUGGGCCCAAACAGCACUUUAAACCAUCACCCGACUCCCCAUGCGCUCCACAGACCCCCCCACAAUUUGCCCCUUCCCCAGGACUUGCCCCGGUCCAUCCAGAUGUCCCUUCCUCAGCAGGGCCACCUGCUGCGUCAUGGUCCGCCGAUGGUCUUGCAUUCUCAAGGUCCUCCCAGACCUUCCACCCAGCACUCGUCGUGUCACCCACAAGGCACUUCUGCCCUUCUCCUUCAGCAGUCGCACCUUCAGCAGCAGGCCCCUCCUAUAUUACCAGGGAGCAGGACGCUGCCAGAUGGUGAUGCACCACCCAAUGUUACUAUCUCUACCUCAACCAUUCCACUCUCUAUGGCCCCUGGUCUCCAGCAGGGCCACCACACCGACUUGAGUGCCAUUGUGCAUCAAAUUAACCAGUUUUGUCAAGCUCGGGCUCACCAUUCAGGCACCCCUUCCAUGUGUGAAGGCCAGAUCGCCAACCCCAGUCCCAUAAACCGAAACCUGCUCAUCAGCACCUGCUCUUGUGUGUCCAUGCACAGCACCCCUGGAUUUCCCCCACCCAACUGCACCAUGUCAUCUCAAGAGAAAUCCACUGCCCUCGUGGGUGCUGCUCCACCCAGUGCAGCUGCUAUGAACCAUUUGCCUUCCAACCGCACUGAUAUCAAGCAACACCUCCAUCAUUUGCAUCCUCAUCAGAGUCAGCCUCUUCACCAUGGCAACACACAGCAGAAGAUGCGCUCAUGGAAUCAGCAUCACUUAGGUCACUUAGGCCACGUGCAGAAUGGUGGGGCCCAUUUGGUCAAGCAGCCUCCAAGGGACCCCAACUCCCACUUUAAGGCUAUGGGCUAUUCCAAUGAAGUGUGUGGUGGUCAGCCUUACCAAGUGAAGCCCCCCCUAGACAGACCUACGCCCUCACCACCCAUUAACGGCAUGCCCGGCUCCAUAGCCCACUACACUAAUGGCUACUUCCAGCCUCACGUGUGGAACAGCAGCAUCCUCCCCACUCCCAACAGCGACAGCUCUGGCUCUCAGGACGUAGCCAUGCCAUUCCACGGUGCAGGUUCUGUAGGCUGCACCACACUAGACUGUGGCCCCCCUGGGGCUCCCCAUUACAGGCUAGGAACGGGCUCCACCUCCUCCUCGGCCCACUCUAAUCUGAUGCAAACGGCAGAUUACUUGGGUGGGGACUUCCAGACGCCCUACUUCCGUGAUCAGAAUCUAGGGCUGAUGGGUAAAAUGCACAGGGGUCCUCUGAGCAGGGUAGGGCCAGAGGUCGGGGAUGGCAGAACCGCUCUCAUCCAGCACCCAGGGUACAGAUAA
Molecule: messenger RNA, 1731 nt
Organism: Knipowitschia caucasica
Lineage: Eukaryota; Metazoa; Chordata; Actinopteri; Gobiiformes; Gobiidae
Source: the annotation of a GenBank genome assembly